Molecule: messenger RNA, 897 nt
Organism: Drosophila pseudoobscura
Lineage: Eukaryota; Metazoa; Arthropoda; Insecta; Diptera; Drosophilidae
Gene: Tpt
Product: tRNA 2'-phosphotransferase
Exons: 1
Coding region: 177-797 (206 amino acids)
Biological process (GO): tRNA splicing, via endonucleolytic cleavage and ligation
Molecular function (GO): tRNA 2'-phosphotransferase activity
Source: RefSeq, a predicted model, not a curated record
UUUGAAAUGGCGUUGAGCCUGUAAAAGUGCUGUAAGGCGCACCUGUCACCGAUACCUACAUCAAAACAUCGAUUCCAUAGAAUAUUAGCAUCGAUGUUUCUCCGCUGUAUAACACUAAUUCUACGUGCGGUCCAAACUGGCGAAAUUAAAAUAAAAGUUCGUUUUUUUGGCAAAAUAUGCCUCCCAAACAAGAGAGCAAUGUACAGUUGGGCAAAAAACUCACGUGGCUGUUGCGGCAUGGAGCUGUCAAGGAGGGCAUUGCCAUCCAACCCGAUGGCUUCGUGAAUAUCUCAGACAUACAGUCGCACCCGCGCUACGCAGUCUUUAGUCUUCCAAAGCUGCAAGAAAUUGUAGCUGACGAUGCCAAACAGCGCUAUAUCCUGCGCUGGAAUGAGGACGCCAAAUUCCAUGAGAUACGCGCCAACCAGGGACACUCGUUGGCGGCAGUGCAGGGCGAAGCGUGUUUGGAGCGGAUUUCGAACGCCAAGCAGGUUCCUCUAGCUGUCCAUGGAACCUACUACAGGUGCUGGGAGGCAAUCAAAGCACAAGGCUUGGGCCGCAUGCGGCGGAACUAUGUGCACUUUGCAGUCAGCGAUGUGGGUGAGACUUUGAGUGGUUUCCGCAGCGAUAGCCAACUGUUGGUCUACUUGGAUGUGGCCAAAGUGUUGGCCGACAAUCUGCCGCUCUUCCGCUCCAGCAACAAUGUGAUCCUCUGUGCUGGCGUCGAUGGCUUUAUAGACAAGACAUACUUCAGUCGUGCGGUGGACAGACGGACUGGGCAACAAUUGACAUACUGAUAAAGUGCACUUAAUAAUUAACUUUAUAUUUGUGUAUUAUAUGUCAUUUUAAAGAAUAAAGAAAGGGCCCGCAAAUGGCAGAAGCCCACAUACACAAACA